UCUCAGCUCACCGCAGCCUUGAACUCCUAGGCUCAAGUGAUCCUCCCAACUCAACCUCCAGAGUAACUGGGACUGCAGGAAAGCUCAGUGGCCCCCAAGCCAGGAUGUCCCAAGCUUGGGUCACCGGCCUCGCGCCCACCUUGCUGCUCAGCCUGCUGGCUGGCCCCCAAAAGGUUGCAGCCAAAUGUGGUUUCAUCUUCAACUGCCCCAAAGGAUUCAAAUGCUGUGGUGACAGCUGCUGCCAGGAGAACGAAAUCUUCCCUGUCCCCGUGAGGAUCUUCGUCAUCAUCUUCCUGGUCAUCCUGUCCCUCUUUUGCAUCUGUGGCCUGGCUAAGUGCUUCUGUCGCAACUGCAGAGAACGGGAGGCAGACGCCCCAGUGGAUUGCCAGGGGCCCCUGGAACUGCCCUCCAUCAUCCCUCCAGAGAGGGUCAGAGCAUCCCCCUCUGCAUCCCCACCCCGCUACAGUGAGGUGAUUCUGAAGCCCAGCCUGGGCCCAACUCCCACAGAGCCACCCCCUCCCUACAGCUUCAGGCCUGAAGAAUAUACAGGGGGUCAGAGGGGCAUUGACAACCCGGCCUUCUGAGUCACCUCCUGCCUGGAAGCUUGCGAUCAGCAGCCUCCUCCCCAGUGCCUCCUGGAUCAAGCUAGAGACUGCUGGCACCCCAGGAUUGUCCCUGCCCAUCCUGCCAUGCCUCUGUUCAUCCUUGGAUUUAAGUUAUUACUUUUUCUGCCUGUUUCCACCCCAGCUACCUCUCUUGUCCUGAGGGUUAGGCUGGAGUGACAGUAUCUGCCCCCCAACCAACCCAAGAAAGAGGAUGCCAGAAGGAAAAUGCCGACCAUUGGAGGUGCCCAACAGCAGAAUGGGCUACUCCGAGGGGUAGUAAGAGCCCCAUUUCUGGAGGUAUGCAAAUCUUGACUGGACAGCCAGCUCUGAGGUUUUAUCAGGGCACUUCUAUACCUGUGGGACAUUGGACUGGAUGAGCUCUGAGCCAGCUUCCACUCCUACCUGAAUAGAGAACUCACUGUACCCACCCACAACACAGGAUAAACACGUGUCCUCACUGAAUGUUACUGAUUGCGGCUGAGGGCCUGCCUCUGGCUGUGUGGGGAGGUGGGUGGAGAGGUGAGUCCAGACACUGCUGGGGGGUCCGGUGAGGGGGUCGCUGUGCCGCAAUCCCACCACUGAUGAGCCUUCUGGGAGGACAGUCCAUCCGUGGGCCGCUCUUGGGGAGACGCUUGUUCUAGAUGCUUUGGCUGCCUGUUUUUUGAUGUCUCUGUGUGCCAAAGAGCCUGGAAAUGGGGUGCGCGUGUCCCUUGUGUGGGUUUCCCAAUCCCUUCUGCCCACAGCUUCCCUGGGACACAUGGAGCCCAGCUCUCUGGCUGUCUUACCUUGAGUUGUGAGAAGUUGGCUGCGAGGAGUUGGAUCCAGGAAGCAGCCCUGGGACAGCCCAUUCUGCUGUUGAUAGCAGGAAACCACCUGCUGGGAGACGACGGGGGUGGGGAGAAGCCCAGGAGAGCAGUGGGUGGGGCUGGGCAUCUGUGGAGUGGGGCUUUAGGAGUCCUUGAACGGCCCCACCCUGGAAUCUCCUACAGGGAGGGGAGGAGAUGGCAGGUUCCACCCUUCUCUUCCAGCCCCACCCGUGGGAGUUAAGCCCUAGGGGAAGAGUCACAUGGGGGCCUGGCAUAGUCAUGCAGAAUGGGGCAGGACAGUGCCAGUGCCUUGGGACUCAGAUGGGACUGGGUGCCUCUACCCUGAUUUUUGCCUUUGCACUGCGCCCUCACAGUCCACUUAAUGCCAGCCUCGUUCUCCAGGCCGAGGACCCCGUGUCAAUGCUGGCCAAAGCUCCCAGGAGGAUUGGAGGUAGAACUGGCCCUCGUGUGCCAGCAGGGGGUGCCUCCUUUAGUGCUCUCCCAAUAAUGCCCAUCCUGGGGGCAUCAGUAUGCAGGCAGGUGGCAGAGUUGGGGGCUGUUUGAUGGCACAGGCAGCCCCAAAGAUGCCAGGAACAGGGACUGUCCGGGUGUGGGUUCCCAGUGGAGAUAGGGCCCUGGAAGGAGUGCAGCAGUUACUGACAAGAUAGUGCUAGGGUUGGCUGUAGGAGAAUGAGCUCAAGCGUAAGUGGAAGUUUCCCGUUACUUUCAGGGAUUGGUCAGGGGUGGCAGAAAACAUGUGGGUUCUUGGGGUAGAUGUGGCUAGUUCCAAUGAGAGAAGUCCUGGAGCUGAUGUUACCCUCACCGUGAUAGCAGGGGGAUGUUGAGAAAUGGGCUUGGCAGACCUGGAGGAGAAGUUACUCCGCCCGGACGUUGUCUUCCUUUCAUCACAGGGCCUUUAACUCCUCCUAGGGAGUAGCAGAGUGGCCCGAGGGAAAGUGGCCCUCCUGAAACCUAGUGUUGCUGUGACCUGGUGACAGAAAUGGAAACCUCUGUGUCUCUGGUCAUCCUUGGUGGGAGUGGAAAUGGUGUCACCUUUCUAGAGGGCCAUCUGGCACCAUGCAAUCAUGCCACAGAUGUUUACAAAACUCCUGCUAUUUAGGAAGCACUAUACCUGGCACUGGGUAUCCUUUAAAAUGUAAAUUGCACGUGACCUGGCAAUUCCACUUCUAGAAAAGAGCCUUCAGAAGUGCUCAUACAAAAGAGCUCAAUAUAAGCACCAGGCACUAACCCAUUGUGCCACCAGAGCUCCCUAUGCAGCCUUUUAAAAGAAUAAAUAGGAUCUGUAGCACCAA
Messenger RNA from Piliocolobus tephrosceles (Ugandan red Colobus), 2724 nucleotides. It is a transcript of the gene TMEM92, whose product is annotated as transmembrane protein 92. Gene Ontology annotation, cellular component: nucleoplasm. The transcript is spliced from 6 exons. NCBI's taxonomy places the organism in Eukaryota, Metazoa, Chordata, Mammalia, Primates, Cercopithecidae. The record is from RefSeq and is a predicted model, not a curated record. The coding region runs from base 105 to 584 and encodes 159 amino acids.